Messenger RNA from Cantharellus anzutake, 415 nucleotides. RefSeq lists its product as uncharacterized. Bases 8 to 376 code for a protein of 122 amino acids. NCBI's taxonomy places the organism in Eukaryota, Fungi, Basidiomycota, Agaricomycetes, Cantharellales, Hydnaceae. The record is from RefSeq and is a predicted model, not a curated record. Gene Ontology annotation, molecular function: endopeptidase inhibitor activity. The transcript has 5 exons. Gene Ontology annotation, biological process: vacuole fusion, non-autophagic.
UGGCAUCAUGUGGAAAUGCGUCAUUUACUCCUGUGGCGUUCGUUGGGCAUCUCCUUGUCCGCAGCUCCUCCAACCCCAUAUAAGUCCCUCGCGUCCACCAAAGACGACAUCUCCUUCCAUCAAAGCUAAUUUGUCUAAUAACAGUAUGUCUGAGCAAACUGGAAAAUUUAUCGUCGUCUUCAAAGACUCUGCCACCAAAGAAGAGAUUGAACAAUACGCCGAAAAAGUCAACAACAAUGGCGGCGAAGUCACAAACAGAUACGAUGGCGUUUUGAACGGCUUUGCUGCCAAACUCACCCCGCAGCUGGCCAGCAGCUUUCAGGGUGACAGUAUCAUUGACUAUAUCGAACCAGACGGAAUUGUAACUACCCAGUGAUAACGUCCAUCAUGUACGGCUUCGGCGAUCUUUGUAAUC